AUGGGUCGAGCUCUCGACAAUGCUAUGCUUAACGUAGGCCAGAAGGAUAUCGCAAAGGCUGGUCUUUCCGAGCUCGGAUUUCGAAUUGAGGAUAUCAUUACUCAGGAAAACGAUGCCGCCCUGGGUAACGGUGGUCUAGGCCGACUUGCUGCCUGCUUCCUCGAUAGUUUGGCCUCUCUCAACUACCCCGCCUGGGGUUAUGGUCUACGAUAUCGAUAUGGUAUUUUCAAGCAGGAAAUAGUAGACGGAUAUCAAGUUGAGGUGCCUGACUACUGGCUUGACUUCAAUCCUUGGGAGUUUCCUCGACAUGACGUCGUUGUUGAUGAGCAGAUUCAAUUCUUUGGUCAUGUUAGGAAGACCACAGAUUCCAACGGUAAGUCCGUUGCCAUUUGGGAAGGUGGUGAAAUCGUCCAGGCUGUCGCCUACGAUGUCCCUAUCCCGGGUUAUGACACACCCACUACAAACAACCUGAGACUCUGGUCCAGCAAAGCUUCUGGCGGAGAAUUUGACUUCCAGAAAUUCAACAAUGGUGAUUACGAAAGCUCGGUUGCCGAUCAACAGCGGGCUGAGACCAUCAGCGCCGUUCUAUACCCCAAUGAUAACCUGGACCGUGGAAAGGAGCUUCGUCUAAAGCAGCAAUACUUCUGGGUGGCGGCCUCCCUGUACGAUAUCGUCCGCCGCUUCAAGAAGUCCAGCCGUCCUUGGAGGGAAUUUCCUGAUCAAGUGGCCAUUCAGCUCAAUGACACCCACCCCACGCUGGCUAUUGUUGAGUUGCAGCGAAUCCUCAUCGACAUUGAGCACCUCGAAUGGGAUUUGGCCUGGGAUAUCGUUGUCAAGACUUUCAGCUACACCAACCACACUGUUCUGCCUGAAGCUCUGGAGAAGUGGCCUGUUGGUCUGAUCCAGCACCUCCUGCCCCGUCACCUGCAGAUUAUCUACGACAUUAAUCUGUUCUUCCUCCAGAAAGUCGAGAAGGCUUUCCCCAACGACCGUGAUAUCUUGAGCAGAGUGUCUAUCAUUGAGGAGUCUCAAACGAAGAUGGUGCGCAUGGCUUUCUUGGCGAUUGUUGGAUCGCACAAGGUCAAUGGUGUCGCGGAGUUGCAUUCAGAUCUCAUCAAGACCACCAUCUUCAAAGAUUUUGUCGAAAUUUAUGGUCCGGACAAGUUCAUCAAUGUCACCAACGGUAUCACUCCUCGCCGCUGGCUACACCAGGCCAACCCUCGACUUUCGGAGCUUAUCGCUUCCAAGGUUGGAGGCAACGGUUUCCUCAAGGAUCUUACAAAUCUCAACCAACUCGAAAAGUAUGCUGAGGAUAAAGAGUUCCGAAAGGAAUGGUCGGAGAUCAAGUACGCCAACAAGGUCCGACUUGCUAAGCUCAUCAAGUCUCUCGUGGGUGUCACUGUGAACCCUUCCGCUUUAUUCGAUGUCCAAGUCAAGCGAAUCCACGAGUACAAGCGUCAACAGCUCAACAUCUUUGGCGUUAUCCACAGAUACCUUUACCUUAAGUCUUUAACCCCCGAAGAGCGCAAGAAGGUUGUCCCUCGUGUCUCCAUAUUCGGAGGCAAAGCUGCACCGGGAUAUUGGAUGGCGAAGCAGAUUAUUCAUCUCGUCAACGCUGUCGGCUCCGUGGUGAACAACGAUGAGGACAUUGGUGACCUUCUCAAGGUGAUCUUCCUGCCUGAUUACAACGUCAGCAAGGCCGAGAUCAUCACUCCUGCAUCAGACCUCAGCGAACAUAUUUCCACGGCCGGUACCGAGGCGUCUGGUACCAGCAACAUGAAAUUUGUCUUGAACGGUGGACUCAUUAUCGGCACUUGUGAUGGUGCAAACAUUGAAAUCACCCGCGAGAUUGGCGAGAACAACAUCUUCCUAUUUGGAAAUCUUGCUGAGGAUGUCGAAGACCUCCGCCACAAUCACCAGUACGGCUCACACGAGAUCGAUCCAGAUCUGCAAAAGGUGUUUGCCGAGAUUGAGAAGGGCACGUUCGGCUCAGUCCAUGACUUCAGUGCUUUGGUUGCAGCCGUCCGUGACCAUGGCGACUACUACCUGGUAUCUGACGAUUUCCACAGCUACAACGAGACUCAUAAGCUUGUGGACGAGGCGUACCAGAACCAAGAGGAGUGGAUCAAGAAGACAAUCACGUCUGUUUCCCGCAUGGGUUUCUUCAGCAGUGAUCGCUGCAUUGACGAGUACGCUGAGAGCAUCUGGAAUACCGAGCCUCUUGUUAUCCAUGACUAGAUUAUGAAAGACCUGGGUAUGAAGGAUAGACAUGGAUGUGGGAAUAGAACCACAGACUAGCGUG
Fusarium graminearum PH-1 is the source of this 2302-nucleotide messenger RNA. RefSeq names its product glycogen phosphorylase. Bases 1 to 2238 code for a protein of 745 amino acids. Lineage: Eukaryota; Fungi; Ascomycota; Sordariomycetes; Hypocreales; Nectriaceae. The record is from RefSeq and is a predicted model, not a curated record. Gene Ontology annotation, cellular component: cytoplasm. Gene Ontology annotation, molecular function: pyridoxal phosphate binding; glycogen phosphorylase activity. Gene Ontology annotation, biological process: glycogen catabolic process. The transcript is spliced from 6 exons.